Anoplopoma fimbria (sablefish) is the source of this 1163-nucleotide messenger RNA. It is a transcript of the gene uts2r1, whose product is annotated as urotensin-2 receptor. Gene Ontology annotation, molecular function: urotensin II receptor activity. Gene Ontology annotation, biological process: blood vessel diameter maintenance; neuropeptide signaling pathway; regulation of blood pressure. The record is from RefSeq and is a predicted model, not a curated record. Gene Ontology annotation, cellular component: membrane. NCBI's taxonomy places the organism in Eukaryota, Metazoa, Chordata, Actinopteri, Perciformes, Anoplopomatidae.
AUGACUACAGUGUCCAUGGAGCCUGUGGGAGUCCUCGUGGAGGGCGCCAACGCCACCGACACUCCUCUGAGCACACAUGAGGACACAGCCGCCACCUUUACCAUCGGCACCAUCCUCUCCAUCAUGUGCCUCGUUGGAGUCUUGGGCAACAUCUACACCCUGGUGGUCAUGUGCCACUCCAUGAGGACUGCAGCCUCCAUGUAUAUCUACAUCAUAAACUUAGCUUUGGCAGAUCUGAUUUAUCUUCUCACCAUACCCUUUGUGGUCUGCACACACUUCCUGAAGGGGUGGUACUUCGGGGACGCAGGGUGCCGGAUUCUGAUCAGCAUCGACUUCCUGACCAUGCACGCCAGUAUCUUCACGCUGACAAUCAUGAGCACAGAGCGCUACUUUGCUGUGCUCAAGCCACUCGACACAGUCAAGCGGUCCAAAAGUUACCGGAAGGCCAUCGCUCUGCUGGUCUGGGCCGCAUCUCUCAUCCUCACCCUGCCAAUGAUCGUGAGCAUUCAGCUAAUGACAAAGGACAACAAGGCUAUGUGUCUGCCCACGUUGUCGCCACUCUCCUACAAGGUUUACAUCUCCUUCCUGUUUUGCACCAGCAUUGUGGCUCCUGGACUGAUCAUUGGCUAUCUCUACAUCCAGCUUGCACGCACCUAUUGGGUCUCACAGACGGAGACAUUCAAACAGACGAAGAAACUUCCCAAUCAAAAGGUGCUGUACCUGAUCUUCACCAUCGUGCUCCUCUUCUGGGCAUGUUUCCUGCCCUUCUGGAUCUGGCAGCUGCUGUGUCAGUUCCACCCCUCACUGCCCCUGUCAACCAAAGCCAAACGCAACAUCAACUACUUGACCGCGUGUCUGACCUAUUCCAAUAGCUGCAUCAACCCCUUUCUGUACACGCUGCUCACUAAGAACUACAAGGAGUACCUGAGGAAGCACAAGCGGUCCUGGACAGCUGGCAGCUACUUCAACCGGAGGAGUCGCUUUCAGCGUUCGCCACGCAGGUCGCCAUCUUCCAGCAGUCAGCAGUGUACUGAGAGCUUCAUGCUCACACACACAGCCUCCCUGCGAGCACAUAACAGCAGCUUGUAAGAUAUGGCUGAGCUGUGCUGGAAGAGGAAGAAAGGACAGGAAGAUACUGCUGGAGACACAAACCUAAGCAGAAC